Messenger RNA from Dipodomys spectabilis (banner-tailed kangaroo rat), 2168 nucleotides. RefSeq names its product synaptotagmin 16 (gene Syt16). The coding region runs from base 51 to 1640 and encodes 529 amino acids. Lineage: Eukaryota; Metazoa; Chordata; Mammalia; Rodentia; Heteromyidae. The transcript has 7 exons. The record is from RefSeq and is a predicted model, not a curated record.
CGGGGGGACCCCAGUCACGGGCAGCCGCCGGGCAGCCCCCUCGCCCUACCAUGGCGACUGACAUCACUCCUGAAGCGAUUGGCUUCUUGUCUGCUGUUGGGGUCUUUGUUGUUCUUCUGGCUGUCCUCUUUCUCUUCAUCAACAAGAAACUGAGUGUGGAAACCAUAGGAGGCCUUCCAUGUCUGGAGCUACGAGGGAAAAGAAAGUACUCUAAAGACAAGACUGGAAGCCACGUGGGGCUGGUUGACAGCUUCGGGGAUGGUGAAGAAGCAUCAACAUCUUCUGAGAGUGAUGAGGACGUGAUCAAACAAUUUGAGAUUUCGGUGUCACGAUCCCAGAGUUUCCGUGCAGCAUCUGAGAAGGGAAAGACAACAGAAUUGAACCAGAAACUCAAAUGCAGCCGUUUGCUCUCGAGCCAUGAAGAAGACAGCACAGAAGCAGACUUGGAUGGUGCCAACCAACUGAGUUAUUCUGAGAUAAUAUCUUAUGAAGAUCACCCCAUCUCUACUCCCUCACAGUCCCCACGCAAGAGCGGGGAGAUUAGAGUCCAUGGAUCCUCUCACCAAGAUACCAGUGUGGCUCGAAGCCUCCAUCGACAGUCUACCGAUGGCAGCAUGGAGGUGGAAACCACCUUUACCAACCGGGGCUUCGAGGAUUCCUACGCCACAGACAGCUCCUCUGUGUGGAGUCCAGAGGAGCAGGAUGGGUCCAGUCUGCAGGUGCCAUCCAGGAUCUUGGAGCCCAUCUCGAAGUGCGGUGACCUCGAUGUCAUCUUUGAAUAUAGAGCUGUGACCCAGAAGCUCACAGUAACCAUUGUGAGAGCACAGGGCCUCCCAGAUAAGGACCGAAGUGGUGCCAACUCCUGGCAAGUUCAUGUUGUGUUGCUGCCGAGUAAGAAACAGAGGGGCAGGACGAGCAUACAGAGAGGACCCAACCCUGUCUUCAAGGAGAAGAUCACCUUUGCCAAGCUGGAGCCCAGAGAUGUGGCUGCCUGUGCUGUCCGCUUCCGCCUCUAUGCUGCUCGGAAGAUGACCCGAGAGAGAAUGAUGGGAGAGAAGCUGUUCUAUCUCAGCCACUUGCACCAAGAAGGAGAAAUGAAAGUGACUUUGGUUCUGGAGCCAAGAAGUAAUCUAAGUAGUGGAGAGUCUUCGCUCAGCCCAUCUGCGGUUUCUCACAGUGAUAGUGCUUCAUCCACGCAGUCCCUGUCUCAUGGAGGGGCGCCAGAGCUCUUGGUGGGGCUGUCUUACAAUGCCACAACGGGCCGAUUAUCUGUGGAAAUGAUCAAAGGCAGCCAUUUCCGAAACCUCGCUGUCAACCGAGCUCCUGAUACAUAUGGAAAACUCUUUCUUCUUAACUCUGUGGGCCAAGAGAUGUCCCGCUGCAAGACGUCCAUUCGACGUGGUCAGCCCAAUCCCGUGUACAAGGAGACCUUUGUUUUCCAGGUGGCCCUCUUCCAGCUUUCUGAUGUCACCUUGAUGAUUUCCAUUUAUAACAGGCGUGCGAUGAAGCGGAAAGAGAUGAUUGGCUGGGUUGCUCUGGGCCAGAACAGCAGUGGAGAAGAGGAGCAGGAUCACUGGGAGGAAAUGAAGGAAAUCAAAGGCCAGCAGAUCUGCAGAUGGCAUACUUUGCUGGAAUCCUAGGUGUGCCAACCAGCAUUUGUGUGCUGUGUCUAUCUGAAUCCCGGGCAUGGCUGGCUGCUGACUAUGUCUUAUAUCAUGGCAGGCUUCUUGGGCUUUCCAAUAAAAACCCUAGGACAUUCUGAGUGGGAGCUUUGGGUUUCUCAAGGACUUAAUUUGGUUUUACACAUUACAAUAAAAAAAGAGACACACAGCUGAGUGUACAAUAUGGGAAAUAUUACUUUAAAUUGAGACUACUGACAAUGAGAUAAUUUGUGCUAAUAGAUUAUUGAGUUUUGGUUCACACUGUGGGAUAAAGCUUUCCCUGCUGUCUCUGUUUGCUUGGAGAGUAACCUGUGAUUGCAAGGGAGCUGUUAAAUGUUACGAUUUGCAAUCACUUAGGUGUAUGAGUCAGAGAUGUCUGAGUACAAAAAAUACAGAAUAGGAUCAGAUGCUGAGUCUUGUGGAAAGAUGUAAAUAUAAUCUAUAGUCCUUUACUUCACAUUUUUCUCUUUAUUCAAUUCCGUUUACCUAAAAGUCAAUAUUGCUGUG